AUGUCUAAGAGAGGUCGUGGUGGAGCUUCUGGUAACAAAUUCCGUAUGACCUUAGGUUUACCGGUUGGUGCAGUGAUGAACUGUGCUGAUAAUUCUGGAGCCAAAAAUUUAUACGUUAUCUCAGUUAAGGGUAUUCAUGCUAGAUUGAAUAGAUUACCUGCAGCUGGAGUUGGUGAUAUGGUUAUGGCAACUGUUAAAAAAGGAAAACCUGAUUUAAGAAAAAAAGUUAUGCCUGCUGUUGUUAUUAGGCAACGAAAACCUUGGAGAAGAAGAGAUGGUGUUUUUCUAUAUUUUGAAGAUAAUGCUGGUGUUAUUGUAAAUCCAAAAGGAGAAAUGAAAGGUUCCGCUAUUACAGGUCCAGUGGGGAAGGAAUGUGCAGAUCUUUGGCCACGUAUAGCUUCUUCAUCUGGAACUGUGGCACACGAUUAUACUUAUGAUUUUUUCGUAGCCAUGACCACCAGAUUAUCAAGCAACAAAAUGACCAGGUCUUCUGGUUUCGGAAAUUGGAAAAGAAUUCCAUUCAACAGUGUUCAACAAGCAGCGCAUUUUUGUCCCAGGGAAUUUCUAGAAAUAGAUGUAUCUGCACCAACAUUCACUGAUCCUGACAAUUGA
Messenger RNA from Entrophospora candida, 612 nucleotides. NCBI's taxonomy places the organism in Eukaryota, Fungi, Glomeromycota, Glomeromycetes, Entrophosporales, Entrophosporaceae. The record is from the annotation of a GenBank genome assembly.